Porites lobata is the source of this 1916-nucleotide messenger RNA. Lineage: Eukaryota; Metazoa; Cnidaria; Anthozoa; Scleractinia; Poritidae. The record is from the annotation of a GenBank genome assembly.
AAGCGAACUACUACCAAAGUUUCUUUGAUCUCAACAUAUGUAAUAUGCGUCAAACUUGGAAAGGAAUUAACGAGCUAAUUGGAAACUGUAAAAAGAAAAACAAGCGCAACUCAACUAACUCUAUUCGCUCAAACCCGAAUGAGGUUCCAACUAGUGACCCGAAGGAAAUAAGCAAUAUUCUUAACAAAUAUUUCGCCACUGUUGGGAGCAAACUGGCUUCUAAAAUUCCUCAGACCAUAAAUACAUUCUAUGAUUAUUUAGAUCCGCCACUUAAUCGCACUUUCUUCUUUGAUCCUAUUAUUCCGGAAGAUAUCAAUUUAGAAAUUUCAGUUUUGCAAGACAACAAGGCCCAUGGUCUCUACUCAUCUCCAGUUAGGCUGCUGAAAUUAGCAAAAGGGUCAUAUCCGUACCUCUAGCUACGAUUUUUAAUCAGUCUAUUUGCUCAGGAUUUUUCCAUCUAAACUAAAGUGUGCUAAGAUUAUCCCGAUAUUUAAGGACGAAGAUGACACGCUGCCCGAAAACUACCGACCUAUUUCUCUGCUCUCGAUUUAUAACAGGAUUUUGAAAAACUUAUGUACUCCAGAGUUACCAAGUUUGUCAAAGAUUGCAACAUUCUCUAUGAUCAGCAAUACGGUUUUCGCAGUAAGCACAGUACUCAGCAUGCUGUACUUGAUAUUGUUAACACAAUUCUCCAAAACAUGGACAACGGUAAAUUUUCGUGCGGUGUUUUCAUCGAUCUCAAAAAGGCUUUUGAUACUGUUAACCAUGAAAUUUUGUUAGCUAAACUUGAAAAUUAUGGUAUUAGAGGUGUAAUAAACUCCUGGUUCAGAUCAUACCUGACUGAUCGGAAGCAAACUACGGAAGUUAAUAAUGUUGUGUCUGAGGCUGAAACGACCUUGUGCGGCGUGCCACAAGGCUCAGUCCUCGGACCACUCUUAUUCCUACUGUACAUCAAUGAUAUUUACAAGUCCUCUUCGUUAUUUGCCUUUUAUCUAUUUGCUGACGAUACUAGUAUAAUACUUGCAAAUAACAACCUAAAGGAACUCGAAACACUUGUUAAUCGCGAGCUUGGCAACGUCAACGAAUGGCUAAAGGCCAACAAACUGUCCUUGAACAUAAAAAAAUCAAAUUUUGUAAUCUUUCGUCCCCGGCAAAAGAAUAUGCCCUUCAUACCUAGGAUUAGAAUUUUUGACUCCGUGACUAACACCUACGCAAACCUUGAAAUGAAAGAUUAUGUAAAAUACCUUGGCUUAAUGAUUGAUUCAAAUCUUUCAUGGAAAUACCACAUCGAAUCUGUCUGUCACAAAAUCAGCAAGUCGAUAGGAAUUAUAGCUAAAAUUCGACAUUAUGUCCCGCGUCGUGUUUUACUUUCAGUUUACAACUCAUUAAUUGUCCCUUACUUGACUUAUGGUAUUUGUGGUUGGGGAAAUUGUGCCUUGACAUUUCAACGAAAGAUCGUAACUCUACAAAAACGGGCCUUACGUCUCAUUUACUUCAGUAAGUCUAAGGAACACGCCGUACCCUUCUUUCUCAAAUCAAAUUGCCUUCCCCUGCCUAGCAUAUUUUUCAGAGAUUGUAGCUAUUUAUUGUAUGAUAUCAACAGACAGACAGCACCAGUUAGUAUUCUCAAUCAGUUCGUUAAAACAAGUCCGAUUCAUAACUACAGAACAAGAUCUGUCUCUAGCGACUCGUUUUAUGUUAAGUUCUCUAGAACCGAUAAAAUGUAUGCCUUUUUCACGAGAAUCGGUGCCCAAAUUUGGAACUCUAUUCCGUAUUCGAUUAAAAUACUUAAACGUUCGUCCUUUCGUAAAAAAAUAAAGGAAUUAUUACUAAAUUUUUUGCGGUCAGAAGAUGAUUAUGUCGAAGUCUCCCGUCUUAUUAAGUUAUUUAAUACUUUAGUUAACCUCUCUUCGUAA